GGAUUCAGACAGGCCAUGAUGAUGGUCUUUGCUGUUGAUGAGAUCAACAGAAACUCCAACCUGCUACCAAAUAUAACUCUGGGAUACAGUCUGUAUGACAACUGUGGUGCACUUUUUAUCGGAUUUCGUGCUGCUUUGGUGCUGGCCAGUGGUCAAGAGGAGCAGUUUCUGCUUCAGGAGAACUGUUUAGGGACCCCUCCAGUUGUGGGGAUUGUGGGUGAUUCCUACUCAACAUUUUCUAUUGCCACCUCCAAUGUGUUAGGUUUAUUCAGAUUGCCUAUGGUGAGUCAUUUUGCCACAUGUUCCUGCCUGAGUGAUCGGCAACGGUUUCCAUCCUUCUUUAGAACAAUUCCAAGUGAUGCUUUUCAGGUGCGUGCUAUGAUUCAGAUUCUAAAACGCUUUGGCUGGACUUGGGUAGGUCUGCUGAUCAGUGAUGACGAUUAUGGAGUACAUGUUGGCCGAUCCUUCCAGUCUGACUUGACUAACUCAGGUGGAGGUUGUCUCGCCUACACAGAGAUUUUGCCUUGGAGCAAUGACCCAGCUGAACUUAGGAGAAUUGUGGAUGUGAUGAAGAAAUCAACAGCUCGUGUGGUCAUGGUGUUUGCACAUGAAAUCCACAUUUAUAAACUAGUGGAGGAGGUGGUGAGGCAGAAUGUGACAGGCCUGCAGUGGCUGGCCAGUGAAGCCUGGACAUCAGUUGAUGUGCUCCAGACGCCCGACUUCAUGCCGUACCUGGCUGGAACACUGGGCAUUGCCAUCCGUCGGGGAGAAAUAGCAGGAUACAAGGACUUCCUCUUAAGAAUACACCCCGACCAACACCACAACAACUAUGGAAAUAGUAUUGUAAAUCAGUUUUGGGAAGAUAUAUUUCAGUGUAGAUUUUCUCCACCUCCAGUAGAUUGGGUGGAAGCUGGAGGAGCAUUAUGCACUGGACAGGAAGAUCUACAUAAAGUGGAUAGUGAGCUGUUUGAUGUUUCUAAUCUCAGACCGGAGUACAAUAUUUACAAGGCUGUGUAUGCUCUGGCGUACGCCCUUGAUGACAUGCUGCACUGUGAGCCAGGGAGAGGGCCUUUCAGUGGCCACAGCUGUACGAGUUUACAAAGACUGGAGCUAUGGCAGCUGGUGUAUUAUUUGGAUAGAGUAAACUUCACCACACCAGUUGGGGAUCAAGUGUCAUUUGAUGCAAAUGGCGAUGCCUUGCCAAUAUAUGAUGUCAUGAACUGGCUGUGGCUCCCAGAUGGCACACCAAAGAUUCAGAAUGUGGGUGAAGUUAAAGAGUCGCCCAAAGGUGAAGAACUCACACUUCAUGAGGACAAAAUUUUCUGGAACUUUGAAUCUAAACAGCCACCCAGGUCAAUCUGCAGUGAGAGCUGCCCACCAGGUACUCGGAUGGCCAGAAAGAAGGGGCAACCUGUGUGCUGUUUUGACUGCAUCCAAUGUUCUGAGGGAAAGAUCAGCAAUGAAACAGACUCCAUGGAGUGCACAAGUUGUCCAGAGGAUUUCUGGUCCAACCCCCAACAUGACCAAUGUGUUCCCAAGAAAACAGAGUUCCUCUCCUACCAUGAGCCUCUGGGAAUCUGCUUGACAGCCACCUCAUUGCUGGGCACAUUUAUCUGUGCUGUUAUCCUGGGCGUCUUCAUCUAUCAUCGCAGCACACCCAUGGUGCGUGCCAACAAUUCAGAACUCAGUUUCCUUCUUUUGGUGUCACUUAAACUAUGUUUCCUGUGUUCACUGCUGUUCAUUGGACGACCCAGACUGUGGACAUGUCAGCUGAGACAUGCAGCAUUCGGCAUUAGCUUUGUUCUUUGUGUUUCAUGCAUCCUGGUUAAAACCAUGGUGGUUCUGGCUGUGUUCAAGGCCUCUAAGCCAGGAGGUGGAGCCAGUCUGAAGUGGUUUGGUGCUGUGCAGCAGAGAGGGACAGUUCUGGUUCUUACUUCUGUUCAAGCAGCAAUCUGUACUGCCUGGCUUGUCUCUGCCUCACCAGCGCCUAAUAAAAACACUCAAUACCACAAUGACAAGAUAGUUUAUGAGUGUGUAGUUGGGUCCACAAUUGGUUUUGCAGUGUUAUUGGGCUACAUUGGCUUACUGGCUAUCCUCAGCUUCCUGUUAGCUUUUCUAGCAAGGAAUCUUCCAGACAACUUCAAUGAGGCCAAAUUCAUCACUUUCAGCAUGCUGAUCUUCUGUGCUGUGUGGGUGGCCUUUAUCCCUGCUUAUGUCAAUUCCCCAGGCAAAUAUGCAGAUGCAGUGGAGGUAUUUGCCAUCCUGGCCUCCAGUUUUGGCCUCUUGGUGGCGCUGUUUGGACCCAAAUGUUACAUAAUCCUCCUGAGACCAGAGAGGAAUACAAAGAAAGCUAUUAUGGGUCGAGGAACUACAAAGUGA
Molecule: messenger RNA, 2379 nt
Organism: Seriola aureovittata
Lineage: Eukaryota; Metazoa; Chordata; Actinopteri; Carangiformes; Carangidae
Product: extracellular calcium-sensing receptor-like
Exons: 8
Coding region: 16-2379 (787 amino acids)
Biological process (GO): G protein-coupled receptor signaling pathway
Cellular component (GO): membrane
Molecular function (GO): G protein-coupled receptor activity
Source: RefSeq, a predicted model, not a curated record